Molecule: messenger RNA, 2032 nt
Organism: Folsomia candida
Lineage: Eukaryota; Metazoa; Arthropoda; Collembola; Entomobryomorpha; Isotomidae
Product: histidine ammonia-lyase
Exons: 4
Coding region: 80-1612 (510 amino acids)
Biological process (GO): L-histidine catabolic process
Molecular function (GO): histidine ammonia-lyase activity
Source: RefSeq, a predicted model, not a curated record
UCGAGGAUUGUCAUACACCAAGUAAAGUAAUAAUUUUUGAAAUCUGGCCACAGAGCACAAAAUCGUAGCAGUUUUAACAAUGGAGAAUAUUAUUAUUGGGAAUAAAACGAUAACGGUGGAGGAAAUUGGGGAAAUAGCGGGCAAAGUGAAGACACCCGCUUUAAGCUCUGAUCCCAUUUUUGUGGAGCGGAUUAAGAAGGGUCCCCUCCUCGUGGAAAAACUGCUGAAAGAACGACACGUCAUUUAUGGGGUAAAUACGGGCGUGGGGGAAAAUUGUGGGGCAUUCGUGACCCCCGAACUGACCGCGGUCUUGCCCAGCCAUGUGAUUCGUUUUCAUGGGUGUGCACUAGGCAGAUUUUUUACAGAAGAGGAGACACGUGCCAUUAUGACGGCAAGGUUAAUAUCUUUGGCGCGAGGGAAUUCUGGAGUUCGACUUGAACUGCUGGCGCAAUUGACGGCCUUAUUGAGACACGACGUUCUUCCCAGAAUUCCUCAAGAAGGAUCGGUGGGGGCAAGUGGAGACCUUUCGCAUUUAUCCUACAUUGGCGCGGUUAUCAGUGGUCAUCGUGACGUCCUGUACCACGGUCAAGUUAUGCCGGCGGACGCAGCUUUGGCUAAGGUUGGUCUCAAACCACUCGUUUUAGAAAAUAAGGAGGCUUUAGGAAUUCUUAAUGGGACUUCGGCCAUGACCGGGGUCGCGUGUCUGGCAUGGAUUCGUGCCAAUAGAAUCUCUCAAUUAACUACAAAAAUUACGUCAUUGGCAAUCGUUGUUCUGAAAGGAAACAGAUUCCACUAUGACGAAGCCCUCUUUUCCGUGAAACCCCAUCCCGGCCAGCUCCGUGUAGCUCAGAGAAUUCGAAGCGAUCUAAACAUCGUAUCAGCUCCACAGGAUUACAGCAAAUCCGGAAAAAUCCAGGAUCGUUAUUCUUUAAGAUGUGCCCCCCAGAUUAUCGGCGUUCUCGAAGACUUUCUCCCCUUCGCUAAAACCAUUAUCGAAACCGAGCUCAACAGCACGAACGAUAACCCAAUAAUCGAUGUUGACUCCGACCGAAUCUUUCACGGGGGACAUUUUUACGGGGGGCACAUCGCCAUGACGAUGGACACUUUGAAGUGUCAAGUCGCCAACAUGGCGGAUCUCCUCGACCGCCAGAUGGCCUCUCUGGUCGACACGAAUUACAACAAUGGGCUUCCCUCCGACCUUUCGGGGGCAAAGGGAGAUCGGAAAGCUAUUAAUCAUGGAUUAAAAGGGUUACAGAUCACGUGCUCUGGUUGGACCGCGGAAGCGCUGAAAAAUACGAUGCCCGCUUCGGUUUUUUCGAGAUCGACGGAAUGUCAUAAUCAAGACAAGGUCAGCAUGGGGACGAUUGCGGCGAGGGAUUGUAUCCGAGUGCUGGAUUUGGUCGAACAAGUCGUGGCCGCGCUGAUUGUCGCGCUGCGCCAAGCGAUCGAAUUUAGAGAGAUGGAAGGAGAGGAGUUUGACAUUUCGAAAAAUGCGACAGAUUUUGUGAAUUUGGUUAAGGCCAAGGUUAACUUUUUUGAGGAUGAUGUUUUUUUGGAACCAGUGCUGAGAAAGGUGCUGGAUAUGAUUGGAAACAUGGACCAUCUUUAUUGAGAAUUUUCUGAAGAUAAAAACAAACGUUUAUGUAACAUGGAGAGGUAAAAUAGUUGAUUCCCUUAUGUCUUGGCUCCGUCAGGGGAAAUGAACUAAUUAUGAAGGUUAUGAAACAUGAAUUUGGAAUAUAUUUUUAAAGUAAUUACAUCAAGUUUGUGUCAGUAAUUACUUGACAAUUAUCUGAUUAGUAGUGCCAUGUUAGGCAUAUACAUAUGUAUGUAUGUACGCCUAUACAGACAUAAUUAUUUACAUAUUAAUGAAUACAUCCUUGUACAUCAUUCCGCCUUUAACUACUCUAAUAAACUGUCCUAUCUCUUCUGUUUCAAAUACAUCUCUUCAACUACUUAAUUACCAUUCAUGUAUGAUAACCAGAUAUGUACGUAACAACUAAUAAAUGCAAUAAUACUAGUUGAAAAAUUA